This is a messenger RNA of Chara braunii, 1238 nucleotides long. The record is from the annotation of a GenBank genome assembly. Lineage: Eukaryota; Viridiplantae; Streptophyta; Charophyceae; Charales; Characeae.
CCUAGCCCCCGUGUCGUUUUCGACCACUGCACGCUGCACGUGGGACUACCAGCCCGCCCGUACAGUGGACGUCCUGCCAAAAGUUGGCGCCAACGAUUAUGGGCGGGAGAUCGUGGCGAUGCUGUGAUAAAAUUUGGCGCCAACGAGUUUCGUUGCGCGCGAAAGGUUGUCUGGAGAUCCUGGCGGGGAAUUUUGGAAUUUUGGUUCAUGUAUAUAUCGUCAAAUAGAACUGCCCGGUAAACCGUAGGCAGAGAGGGAGAAGAGGAUGUAUAUGGUUACACAGUCACUAGGAGGUUGGUUUGUCACGGGCGUGUGGUUCCGCAGCAGGCGCGGAAGGUCAGCGCACGUGCAGCAGGGUCGGGAGACCGGGUGACAGCGGACGGACGUGUCACGCGCGCGCGCGCUCGCUCGUGCUCAACGGAGGAAGCUCUGCAUAUCAUAUCAUAUCUACAAAAAUGAUUACGCAGGCGAUUGGGUCGGCGGCGGCCCCUUUGACGCUUUUGCAUGCAUCUCCUCCAGCGGAGCGAAAACUACCCAACCCGGAAACUAUACUGCCUGCCCAGCAUGCACUGGAAGAGAAAGAGGAGGUGCAAGGGACUGCUGUUGAAAACUGUGAUGAGCCAAGCACAAGUGGUAUUGCUGUCCCUAGCCCUUUUGAGGUUCAGUCUUUGCUGAUGCAGCUGUGCGAUGAGACGAGCAUUGCGGAGUUGAGUCUGAAGGUGGGAGACUUCCAACUGCGUGUGCUCAGAGAUGUGAACAAUCUUGGAAAGCCGAAGAAGGCCGCUUACCAGGUCCCCAUCUCUGCACCACAUGUGCCUGGAGGGCCCAUGAUGGAAGCUAUGGAGUCCCCAGCUUCAGCUAAUGGUAAAGCACUAUCUCUUCCAGCUCGUCCAAUGCAAAGCUUUGAAGUUGACACAGAGGAGGAGGAGGAUGAAGUGGACGAGGGUCUGCUUUGUGUCCUCUCGCCGAAGGUUGGAGUUUUUCGACGAGGGAGGUUCGUCAAGGGGAAGAGAGGUCGCCCGAUGGUUGUGGAGGGACAAAUGAUCAAGACUGGGCAGGUCAUCGGCUACUUAGAGCAGCUUGGAACGCAACAGCCCAUUGAGGUUGGGUUACAGAGUUGCACCACCUUGCGCCAGCUCCGGCCAGCAUCGCUCCAGUAACGACCCCCGAUGACCACUGAGGCUGCCCCGGCAAACAGCCCCCCAGAUCUCUGUACCAGGCCUCACGCCCCCAAUAAG